This is a messenger RNA of Pantherophis guttatus, 519 nucleotides long. RefSeq names its product protein S100-A9-like. Gene Ontology annotation, molecular function: transition metal ion binding; calcium ion binding; calcium-dependent protein binding. Gene Ontology annotation, biological process: endothelial cell migration. Gene Ontology annotation, cellular component: cytoplasm; extracellular exosome. The record is from RefSeq and is a predicted model, not a curated record. NCBI's taxonomy places the organism in Eukaryota, Metazoa, Chordata, Lepidosauria, Squamata, Colubridae.
GACACCGUCGGAAGGCUCCUCAACCCCAUCCGAGACCAACCUUGCUCUCUUACCGAUCGGCGUCGGAGAUCAGAAGAAGCGAAUCGAGAUGUCUCAAACUCAGAUGGAAAAAUGUUGCGAAUGCAUCAUCGACAUCUUUCACAAAUACUCCAUUCAAAAGGAACACUAUGACAUGCUCUCCAAGGCCGAGUUUGCCAAGAUGCUGAAGGAACAGUUUCCAAACUUCAUUCAGGGAAGUAAGAAACCGGAAGACAUCGACCGCCUUUUCAAGGAGCUAGACCAGAAUAAGGACGGGCAGCUGUCCUUCGAGGAAACCAUGGCUUUCAUCGGCAAGUUCUUGAUCGCGUGCCAUCACAAGUUCCACCAUGGCCACUGAGGCAGCGACGGGAGGCCGAGAUUGUCACCGGAUUGCUUCUCCUCUCUAACCUAACCAUGGUUUACCCCUCCCACACAAGCCUUCUGGGCUCAGUCCUGGGGGUGGGGCCACAAUAAAGAAUUUAAUCUUCUCCAAAAAAAAAA